CCGCAACUGGUUAUUUGUUUUCGGAAAGCCUCGACGAACGGAUCUUGGCGUAUUAUAGUUACAGCGGGGAUCACUUUCGCUUUUCGUGUUGUCUGAUCCAGUGGUUCCAGUGUUGAGUGCGAUACAACAGACCUGACAAGGAUAUCAGUACAAGCGGGUUCGUCGCGUGUGGCUGUUGAAGUUCUUUAGUUCAACGGCAGAGCAAAGAGAUAGUGGCAAUCUAGAGCAGUGUCAACCAGUGAACUUUUCACGCCUUACUGCAGGACGAGGUCGAAAGUUUGAAGAGCAUGAAGAACAUGUUAUUACUGAUUCCCCUAGUGGGCCUCGUGUCGCUAUCAACCGCCCAGUAUGGUCCGGCACCACCCCGGAUCAACAUCCCCGGUGCCAUCCCGCUGCCAGUAGUACGUGGCAUACCGAUCCGCGAGGAGCGAGUGCUUCCCCAGCAACCCCAGGUCCUUCGCGUGCGUCGGCCGGGUCCAGGACCAGUCCGCCCCGCGAUUCCCAACUCGAUCCAAUACUCCACCCCCAAGUUCCUCGAGCCGGAAGCGAAACCCGUUACCGAAGACCACGAAGAACACGAACUCUCCCAACCCUUCAUUCCAAUUCUCCACACCUCCCCCGCCCCCCAACAGCACUCCAUCCCUGAUGAUCAUGACGAACGUGACAUUCAACAGAACAUCCUUUCCCGCUUCAACUCACAGGAGAACCGACCCGCCCCCAUCGCACGUGCCCAGAUUCCGGAGCGUUUCUUCGCCACCGACAAGGAUAUUUCUUCCAACGCGCAGCGUUUCGCCCUAACCUCGGAACGGCCAUCAGCCCCGGUGCCAGCCCCAAAGCAGUACCGUCCAGCGCCCCAGCAGGUGAUCUCUCGACCGGCCCCUGUUCGCCACCAGCAGCCACAACACUUUGAAGAUGAGCAGCGACCACAUACCCGCCAGCAGCAGGAAGAUGAGCGCCGUCGCAAGCCUGUGGCACAGAUCCUGCGCAAGUGGCGCGAAGAACACGAGGACGGUACGAUCACCUGGGGCUUCGAAAAUGAUGAUGGCUCGUUCAAGGAGGAAACCAUCGGAAUCGAUUGCGUCACCCGUGGAAGCUACGGUUAUGUCGAUCCUGAUGGCGAGAAGCGCGAAUACAACUACGAAACGGGCAUCCAGUGCGACCCGAACAAGCGUGACGAGGAAGAUGAGGAGGAAUUGGAAGAAGAACUACAGCAGAAAAAUGUCCCUGCCAAGGUGAAACGACCUCAACCACAGCAGCAGCAGCAACAGCAAUACUAUAGAAACUAAGACAUAUCUCAAAGGCUCUGUCGCCAUUUAGGUACAGUGAGCUAAAUAAAUAACAACUGCUCGAAGAGUAGAGAUUUCUCAAGAACAAGCAAGCCAACAGUAUCUUCAGUUUGAAUUGCAUACAGCUGUAUUUUCGUCAUUAGGAUUGUAUUUAUUUUACACUUACGACUUAAGAUUUCUAAUAAAAAGAAAAACGUUUUCCUUUAAGAAAAAAAGAAGAAGAGAUGAUUCACUCAA
Messenger RNA from Ochlerotatus camptorhynchus, 1523 nucleotides. RefSeq lists its product as uncharacterized. The record is from RefSeq and is a predicted model, not a curated record. Gene Ontology annotation, molecular function: structural constituent of chitin-based larval cuticle. The transcript has 3 exons. Bases 288 to 1286 code for a protein of 332 amino acids. Gene Ontology annotation, cellular component: chitin-based extracellular matrix. Lineage: Eukaryota; Metazoa; Arthropoda; Insecta; Diptera; Culicidae.